AUGCAUUAUUCUUUUCCUCUUAUUGCGCUAGCAACCAUCAUUGCCGCAUCUCCUCUUCCCGCAAACACAAAUGUCAACCCGGAAGCAAUAACAUCAACUACAUGCACAGCCAAGAAAGUAGCUAUCAAUAGCCAUGAUAUUAACGUCGCCCUCCUCUCUAUUUGCGGAGGCAUUGCAGGCACAAUUGAGCAAUGCCAGGGAAACCCUACAAACACAACCGGUGCAUCAGGGAGCGCAUUUUUAUCGCUGGAAGCUGCAACUCCCGGGCAAACAAUUGACAUCACAAAGGGCCGAUGGGAGGGAUGCAUGCGUGCGGCGAGAGCCGUAUGUGGUGAUAGCCCGUUUACAAGCACAUGUAUUGGCGGUGCAGAUAUAAACAAGGGAAAUGUCAAGUUUUCUCUUACCGCACAAUAA
Trichoderma atroviride IMI 206040 is the source of this 414-nucleotide messenger RNA. RefSeq lists its product as uncharacterized. NCBI's taxonomy places the organism in Eukaryota, Fungi, Ascomycota, Sordariomycetes, Hypocreales, Hypocreaceae. The record is from RefSeq and is a predicted model, not a curated record.